Molecule: messenger RNA, 3078 nt
Organism: Cynocephalus volans (Philippine flying lemur)
Lineage: Eukaryota; Metazoa; Chordata; Mammalia; Dermoptera; Cynocephalidae
Gene: REEP5
Product: receptor accessory protein 5
Exons: 5
Coding region: 118-687 (189 amino acids)
Source: RefSeq, a predicted model, not a curated record
GGGACGCGUAGACGUGCCGCGGUCCCCGCCCGCCGCAGCGCCCCCGCCCCAGCCAGCCCCGCUCUGCGUCCGCCGGCACUCGGAGCAGCCCCGGGCGCUGGCGCGACGGUCCCCGCCAUGUCUGCGGCCAUGAGGGAGAAGUUCGACCGGUUCCUGCACGAGAAGAACUGCAUGACCGACCUCCUGGCCAAGCUCGAGGCCAAGACCGGCGUGAACCGGAGCUUCAUCGCGCUCGGUGUCAUCGGGCUGGUGGCCUUGUACCUGGUGUUCGGUUAUGGAGCGUCUCUCCUCUGCAACCUGAUAGGAUUUGGCUACCCAGCCUACGUCUCAAUUAAAGCCAUUGAGAGUCCUAACAAAGAAGAUGAUACCCAGUGGCUGACCUACUGGGUAGUGUACGGUGUGUUCAGCAUUGCCGAGUUCUUCUCUGAUCUCUUCCUGUCAUGGUUCCCCUUCUACUACAUGCUGAAGUGUGGCUUCCUGUUGUGGUGCAUGGCCCCAAGCCCUUCUAAUGGGGCUGAACUGCUCUAUAAGCGCAUCAUCCGUCCUUUCUUCCUGAAGCAUGAGUCCCAGGUAGACAGUGUGGUGAAGGACCUGAAAGACAAAGCCAAAGAAACUGCAGAUGCCAUCACUAAAGAAGCCAAGAAAGCUACCGUGAAUUUACUGGGUGAAGAAAAGAAGAGCACCUAAAUCAUUGACUGGAUGAAACCUUUCUGCCCUCUCUGUACCUUCCUAUUAGAGCUUGAUGUUAUAUUAGGGACUGUGGUAUCAUCUUAAUAAUGUUGCCUUGAAAACAUUUUUGAUAUAUUAAAAAAUGGAAUGUGUUGUAAGUUUUUUUGCUUACUUUUGCUGUCUGUAUACAUAGAGGGAGCAUUUUAAUUUAAACUUAAUGCAGUGGGUACUGUCCAAAAUUUUGGAAAAUAUAUUUUGCCUCUGGGUAGGAAAUAUUAUGUUACUAUCCUGCGGGAAAUGUAAACUUAAAAUUAUAUAUCCCACAGGCUCUGUACUUCACUGGCUCACUUUGCAUGCAUUUUCUCUGUACUUAAAUUUAGGAUAACCUUUGUGGUUCUACUUCAUGCAAUGUACAAUUUUAUAUAAUUCUUAAAUGUUUUUAAUGUAUUUGUGCAUCUAUAUAGGGAAAGGUUACUGUCUGACUAUAACAUGCAUAAUGCUCACAGGGAAGGGGGCAGGAAAAAGCUGUAUAUGCCAUUUAUAACCACCUGCCAAAAUCUGGAAGGUACCAUUGUGCUACUGUGAUGUACUAAAUAAUCCUUAAGAAAAUACAAAUGGUAAUAUUCAAAUGAACAAAGUGAGAAGUGAGGUUGAAUGGAGGUGGGCCUCGUUGUUUUCCUAAUAUCAUAGCACCUGAAUACCAUUAGAGCUUUGUAAAGCAGUUAGUCACUCUAGUGAUAAAUGGCGAAAUUUCCACGCACCAGUAACAUACCUGUUAGUUCUCUGUAGAACUACUAAUUGUGUCUUAUCUGCUUAUAAGCUUUAGAUUUGCCCGUUUUUAAGAUGCUAAAAUCGAAACCAUUCCUGGUUUUUCCUUCAAAGCUGAGUAACACGUUCGUUUAGUCUUAUUUCUUUCCUGGUCUUUUUAAAGCCAGUUUAAGGAAGCUCCAAAGACUUCCCAUCUCUGAUUACAUAAAUGUUCUUCUUUGUAUCAUUAGCAACAACGUGCUAAUGAUGACACCAAGCUGGAAAGGCAAUUCUGGGAGAAUGAAAGCAAGUGUGAUAUAACCUAUAAUCUGAUUUGCAGUGGUUAAGUCAAACUGCCUUCACCUUUUUUUUCCUCUGUACUUUAAGGUCAAACACAAAAGUCCUCCCUCAUUUACAAGUCAGAAUCAUUUGUAGUCUACUGAAAUGCCUUCAUCUUUAUCCUUUGUUUUGAUAAACUGCAUAUGACUACAUGGUCUGAGAACAGACAAAAAAGUAAAAAUACCUCCACCCUGAUCAACCAAUAGCUUAUUGAGAUCUUGAUAACUUGCUUGGAUUAGAAAAUCUGAGCUUUACAUCAUACUGUUAGGAUCCUUUUGAUUUAUAUUAAACUGGACUAAAACAAGUAUAUACAAAACUAACAACGUUAAAUAUCCAGCCAGUAAAAUAUUUUGAAGGCAAAUAAAGAUGAUUAGUGUCUUUUAGAUAACAAUCAGGCAAGAUCACAAUGAUGUAUCAUGAUGUAAAAAAAAUAGUAAAAAUUUCAAAAAUAAGGGACAGUGUCACCCAAAUAUUAUAAUAAUAUGGAUCAGAGCAGAUAGUGUUUCUGGGAAAAGUGACUAUUAGGUAUCUUACUAGUUAAACUUAAAAAAAGAAAACUGGAAAGCAAACAAUUAUUAUUCAGAGAAAAAUCAAGCCUUAGCUUAAAAAAAAAAAAAAGGUAUCUCUAGGAGUAUUUAAAUCCUUUUCCCAUAAUAUAUAAAUGACACUUUUCUUGGUGAUUGACAGAAGAAUGAACAUUAGCAACUUUUAGCAUAUAGGAUAUCUAAUCAGAUAGUAUACAGAAUAUAUUAUCCAACAAGAUGGGGAGGCAUGAGUUACUAUUGCUAAUAAUUACUUAGAAGCUAAUAUAAGUUUAAAAACUACCAUAGUAAAAUAUAUUCUGAAUGCAAAUUUUUUUAUCCUCUUGAUAUCAUAGCUUUCUCCUACAAGUGCAUUCUGCAAGAAAUUUAAGUUACUGUUUUGGGCAGGCAAAGUGUACAUGUUAUCAGCAGAAGUUAGACUUGAGCCCUUCUGUCUCAGUUUAGAUUUCCCAAAUAAAAUACUGCCAUGGCUAGAAUAUUUGAAAGCCAGUUGAGCCUGUGCCUCGCUAGAAGGCAAGUAUUAUUUUUAUGUGAAUGACAUUUUAAGGGUAUGUAAAGUUACAGAAUUCCUACUACACAUGUUAAAGUCUUCAAAAUUGAUUUGUUUACCUUACAUGAAAACUUCAAUCAUUCAGAUCAACAAAGUUACUACUGCUCUGGGGAGGUCUUCUACCCACAGCCUGAAGAGAAUGAGCAUAGCCUUUAAAUAAGUUAUCACCUAUCCUGAAGAUGUGAUAUAUUGAAUGGAAAUGGAUGUAAAUAAAAUUUGGUUCUCAUUUAA